Molecule: messenger RNA, 2505 nt
Organism: Brassica napus (rape)
Lineage: Eukaryota; Viridiplantae; Streptophyta; Magnoliopsida; Brassicales; Brassicaceae
Product: putative F-box/LRR-repeat protein At3g28410
Exons: 1
Coding region: 1258-2169 (303 amino acids)
Molecular function (GO): protein binding
Source: RefSeq, a predicted model, not a curated record
AGCUCCAAGCAAGAUUACAAUCAGGCAAAUUCAAGUGGAAUGACAUACCCACAACUGAAACUGGUAAUUAGUCAACAACUUAUCCCAUAUUUUCCUUAUCUGAAAAAAUCUACUGUGUUUCUGAUCUAUUUUUUCAUCUACGCAACUUUAGCCUCUGUCAUGGAUAGCUCUCUCCCAAGAAUUGCAUUGACUAUGGUUUCUGGGAAGAAAAAGAUCUUGCUCCUGAAAAAAGACCGUGACAACCCUGUUGUAAGAUUUUAGUUUGUGCAGAACAAAAAACCUUGAUUUAUUUUCUAUUUAGUAUAGUGAUAGUUGUUGACAAUCAUUAGUUAUUUGCCAAUAUAUUUUUUAUGCGGCAUUUCAGAACUCUCCAUUCCAAGCGGAACAGCAGAUGAAAGCUAAUUUUUCUGGAAGCUCAUCGACUUCAAGACAGAAUCAGAAGAUAGAUGUUGGUGGGAGGUUAAUCAAGGGAAUACUUCAGAGAAGUGAGACGGCCUAGCCAGACUUCAUCUUUUGUACAGCCUGAGCAAAGAGUGGAAUCCACAAAACACGAGAGAAGAAAAAACAAAACACGAAAUUAACAUAUUCAGAUCUUCUCUCUUGCAUGUCUAACAUCUGGCGCCGACGAAACUCAACACCCACGGCAGACGAAGCUGAUGCAAGUAAACCUCUCAUCAAUCAUGCUUAAAAUCAAUCUACGCUUUUCAAUCUCACAAACUAAGAAACAAUUUUACCUACAUGAAUCGGGAAAUUAGUGCCCACAUUCCCGACAUAGAAAAAAAAAGGAGUUGAAAUCCUAACAGUUUUUUCAGUAUUAGACUAAACCACAGAUUCAAGGCUCAGUUAUUUUGAAACCCUAACAUUUUAAAUCUAAAUUUAUUAUCUUUUUCCAUGCACUAUUUGAUUUAUAUACAAACAACUACCUAAGUAAACACUAACAAGUUCCAUCACCCUCAACUUUGAACAUAUAAGAUAUAAAAAUAUCAACAUAUGACUUCAUCGUUCAUUCUUAUAUCAAACUCAUCAACUUAUGUAAUAUCCAAAGUCCCAUCAAUCACAUUAUAGACAAAAAACAAUAAAAUCCCGUAAACAAAACUAUACAAUACACCUAUAAUGUAGCCGACCCCGCGCUAUGCAACUAGUUUUCUUAAGUUUACUGUAACCAAGCAAAUAAACCCUACGAUGAAAAGCCAAUUGAGACGGCAGCUACGAUGAAAACGUCAUAGAAACCCUAGGUACCACAAAAUCAACCGUGCAAUGGAUUCUUCAGUGGAUGGUACUGUUGAUAUCAUCAGUUCGAUGCCACAAGAGAUCCUCCACCACAUUCUCUCGUUUAUUCCAACUCAGUUCGCGAUUAGAACUUCUGCCUUGUCCAGAGGAUGGAGGCAUAUAUGGUGCCACACACCUUUUCUCGACUUUGAUUGUUCCUACAUACAUGGACAUAGGCGACAGCUGACGGCUCGAGAUAUAAACCAAACCAUACGUUCCUACAGAUCACCUAAAGUCACGAGUUUUCAUCUUAGUAUGUCACGAAAUAUCCGUGAACACGAGAUUAAUAGCUGGAUCGAGUUUGUUCUCUCCCGCAAUGUGGAGAAGCUGUCUCUUGUCUUGGAUGGUCUUCCUAAUGAUCACGUUUUAGAAAAGAUCUUCUUUCUCAGUUCCUCCUUAACGCAGCUCUGCAUUCGGAAUUUUGAUAUGAUAGCAGUAGUGUCUUGGAAAUCCCUAAGGAAUCUGACAUUGGGUGAAUGUAAUCUCAAUGAUGAAUCUAUUCCUAAUAUUCUCUCUGGCUCUCCAGUUCUUGAAACCUUGGAAUUGGACUAUUGUAGAGGACCUCAGCGUCUUGAUCUGAGUAAAUCACGUAGUUUGAGGAGACUGGUGAUUUACUUGCGCAAAGAGCCAACCGAGAUUGUAGCGCCACACCUCCAUUAUUUGAGUUUGGAAAGCUUUAAUGACGGACCAUGUACUUUAGUGGAUGUUUCUUCGCUGGCCGAAGCUAGAAUUCACAUUGUCGUGGACAAUUACAGCCCUCCUUUGAAUCUUAAUUUUCUUCAAACCAUGGUGCUAAAAUUGCUUGCCAAAUUACAAAACGUUAAGAGGCUUACUUUUACCGGAACCGUUCUCCAGGUAUAUUUCCUUACCAUUCUUAUUGCACUCUCUAGUUAUAAUUGAGUAGAGCUAAAGCUUUCUAUAGCGUAGAGUCAGUGUUUGUUUGAUGUUUAAAUUAUUAAGGGGUUCACUGUUUAAAAACGUUUAAACCCAUAUGCGUAAGUUCUUGCAAUGUAGAGAUUUAUGUUUCAUUAGCUCAUCAUGACCCUUUUCAUCGUUUUCUUUUUUGCUAUCUAGAUUCUAUCUCUCGUCGAGCUCCGUGGUGUUCCUUUCCCAACAUUCAAGGUUGAAACUUUGACUGUUGAAACAAGGUUUACAAGAUCUGUUAUUCCUGGUUUAGCAAGGUUAUUACAAAAUUCACCUGAGCUAGAAAAGCUAAUAGCACACGCGACACGCUUG